Messenger RNA from Didymodactylos carnosus, 1179 nucleotides. The record is from the annotation of a GenBank genome assembly. Lineage: Eukaryota; Metazoa; Rotifera; Eurotatoria; Philodinida; Philodinidae.
AUGGAAGCUGUUCAUGAUUCACUCUUAUGUCCGAUCACACUAGAACUAUUUCAUAAUCCAGUUUUGGCCGAAGAUGGUCACACGUAUGAAGAGCAAGCAAUUAUAGAUUGGAUCAACAAAAAUGGUACAAGUCCAAUAACUCGACAACCAUUAAGUGUUGAACAAUUAAGACCAAAUUAUGCAAUUAAAAAAAUGAUUGAGACAUUUGAAAGAUCUGUCAAAGAAAAAAAUUAUCAAUUUAAACUGAAUGUUGAUAUUAAGAAAAAAUCUAAUCGACCGCUCUUUCAAACAUUUGGAAAAUCCAUAUACGAAGCUGAAUGGUUACCAUCAAACAUAAAUCAUCCAAAAGUAAUUUUACUCAAGAUAAAUAGUACCCGAGCAAGUAAAGAAGCAUCGUUCUAUGUUGAUCUAAGCCGUCAUCCACACAUUGUUCGCACGUACGGUCUUGUGCAAGACGGUCAACAAGAAUCUCAACAAAAUUCAUCAGUUAUGUUAUUACAAGAAUAUGCACAAGAGGACAGCCUUUUUGAUUUUCUACAAGAUCAAUCACAAACACCACCGGAAUAUUGUCUUAUAGAAAUAUUUUUACAAAUAAUUGAUGCCAUGAUAUUCUUAGCUCACAACAAUGUUGUUCAUGGUGAUUUAGCUUGUAGAAAUGUCUUGGUAUUUCGUUAUGAUGAACAACAAUCAAAAAAGAUUGUGGUGAAACUAACUGAUUUUGGUUUAAGUCGACAAAGUCAAUUGUUUUCUGUCGUCGAGGGUGCUAACGCGGCUGCAACAACACUGAACAUCGUACCUACAAGAUAUGCAGCACCGGAACUACUUGGCGAUAAUGUUACAUCCGAAGCAUACGGCGAAAAAUCUGAUAUGUAUUCCAUGGGUGUUCUUAUGUGGGAAGCCUAUUCCAAAGGAGAGCCACCGUGGAUGAAGAUUGUAAACGAUGAUGAUGUUCGUCGAUGUGUUAUGAGUGGUGAACAAUUAAAAAAGCCACAAAAUUGCAGUCAACGUUAUUGGGAAAUUAUUUCUAAUACGAUGGUUAAACAACAAAACGAACGACCAACAUUUAUUGAACUGCAAGAUCAAUUAAUGGAACAGCUUUAUCAGACAAAAAGUACAUGUGCGUCCGUAACUGUUUUCUAUUAUUUCCAAUCCAUCAUAAUUGUUUUAUUUUUAUGCUAA